Messenger RNA from Penicillium atrosanguineum, 2382 nucleotides. Its product is annotated as glycoside hydrolase family 92 protein. The transcript has 5 exons. Gene Ontology annotation, cellular component: cytosol; nucleus. Bases 1 to 2382 code for a protein of 793 amino acids. The record is from RefSeq and is a predicted model, not a curated record. Lineage: Eukaryota; Fungi; Ascomycota; Eurotiomycetes; Eurotiales; Aspergillaceae. Gene Ontology annotation, biological process: protein deglycosylation; carbohydrate metabolic process; glycoprotein catabolic process. Gene Ontology annotation, molecular function: carbohydrate binding; peptide-N4-(N-acetyl-beta-glucosaminyl)asparagine amidase activity.
AUGCUUCCACGCGUUUUCCGAUCCCACGUGAAAGCUCUUGCCAUCGCGACGGCCUUGUAUGGCUCUGUUGCUUUGGGUGCGCAGGAUGCCUCCACCGACAAGAUCGAUAUCUUGGACUAUGUCGAUCCCUUGAUCGGAACAGCCAAUGGAGGCCAUGUAUUCGCAGGUGCAACUUUGCCAUUCGGUAUGGCAAAAGCCGUCGCCGAUACACAAGGCGAAAACCAAGCGGGAUUUGCCUGGGAUACAUCGGUUGUGACUGGUUUUUCCCACAUGCAUGACUCUGGCACCGGUGGUUCUCCCUCGCUGGGAAACUUCCCGAUUUUCGCACAACCAUCAUGUCCAAACGACGAUAUAAACCAAUGCAAAUGGCAGCAGAAUGAUCGAGCUGUUGCAUGGGAAAAAGAUUCGGUGGUGGCGGAUCCAGGAUACUUCAGUAUCUCGUUAACCAACGGCGUCAAGGCUGAAAUGACCACAACGAAUCGUUCUGCUCUGUAUCGAUUCACCUUUGACGGCUCUGCCGAGUCCCUUAGCCCGGUGAUAUUAGUUGACCUGAUGGAUUUGCCCCAGUCGCGUUCAUCUGGUCAUGCUUCCGUGAACCCCAAUACGGGACGAUUGACAGGUAAUGGCACAUUCAGUCCCAGUUUUGGAAUCGGUAGCUACAAUCUCCAUUUCUGUGUCGAUUUCAAGGGUGCCGACCUGCGGAAUACCGGCGUCUGGUCGAGAAACCGGGCCAACUAUACCGUUGAGAACGUGAUGCUCACAGCUGACGGGACCGACUCGGCUGCUACCCUCUCCGCUGGUACUUUUGCCCAGUUCAAGAGCCCAGAGAACAAAGAGAUGCUAGCCCGCGUCGGUGUGAGCUUUAUGGAUGUCAACCAAGCGUGUGCCAACGCUGAGCAGGAGCAACCCCACUUCGACUUCGAUGGUACCGUUGCCGUAGCCAAGUCUGCCUGGAAGACGAAGCUCGAUGUCAUUUCAGUUGAUGCAGAGGGUGUUUCCAAAGACCUGCAGGAGGUCUUCUGGAGUGGCGCCUACCGAACUAUGAUCAGUCCUCAGGAUUACACGGGCGAAAAUCCUCUUUGGCAAAGCGACGAGCCUUACUACGACAGCUACUACUGUAUCUGGGACUCAUACCGCAGCAUUCACCCCCUUCUUACAUUGCUGGACCCCCUUUCGCAGUCUUUGAUGAUGCGCAGUCUUGUCGAUAUCUACCGAAACGAAGGCUUCUUACCCGAUUGCCGAAUGUCUCUCUGUAAGGGCUACACUCAGGGUGGCUCUAAUGCAGACGUACUGAUGGCCGAUGCCUUCUUGAAGAAGGUGCCAGGUAUAGACUGGGACACUGCUUACGAGGCUGUUGUCAAGGACGCCGAGGUCGAACCUGAGAACUGGGAUAUCGAAGGCCGUGGCGGACUGCAUAGCUGGAAAGAUCUUGGAUUUAUCCCGACUGAUGACUAUGACCCAUAUGGGACAGGCACACAUACUCGGUCUAUUUCCAGGACUGUAGAGUAUGCGUAUAAUGACUUCUGCAUUGCCGAAAUUGCUAAAGCGAGAGGCAAAGAAGCCGAUUAUGAGAAGUACCUGGCGCGCUCUGGUAACUGGAUCAACAUGUUCAAAGCCAACCAAAAAUCGAGCAUCAACGGCGUCGACACUGGUUUUACCGGAUUCUUGCAGCCUCGCUAUAUGAAUGGCACCUGGGGUUCUCAGGACCCCAGCUUCUGCAGCCCACUGCUGAACUUCACUUCCUGUUACCUGAACCCUACCGGCCACGAGACCUAUGAAGGAAGCGCCUGGCUUUAUACUUUCUAUGCUCCGCAUGACAUGGGUUCCUUGAUCAAGACACUGGGAGGCGCAGAGGAGUUCACCAAGCGACUAACCUUCCUUCACGAGUCAGGCCUGCUUUACGUCGGGGACGAGCAGGCUUUUUUGACCAUUUUCCAAUUUCACUACUCUGGACGUCCCGCGCUUUCGGCCAAAUACAGCCAUUUCUAUAUUCCGUCUCAAUUCAACACCACCACCGCUGGUAUCGCGGGCAACGAUGACAGUGGAGCGAUGGGUUCUUUCGUGGUACUAAGCAUGAUGGGUUUGUGGCCUGUUCCUGGACAGGACGUCUACCUCAUCACCCCUCCGUACUUCAAGGAAGUGAGCAUCACCAACCCCAUCUCUGGCAAGGUUUCCACUAUUAGAAACGUCAACUUUGAUCCUGGCUAUAAGUCCAUCUAUAUCCAGACCGCGAAGUUGAAUGGCAAGCCAUGGUCCAAGAACUGGCUCACCCAUGACUUCUUUAUUGAAGGUGGUGUCUUGGAGUUGGAGCUAGGAGAGAAGGAGAGCGAAUGGGGAACUCAUGUUGAAGAUCUCCCUCCCAGCGUUAGCAGCUAUCAGUGA